CUAAUUUGAUCAGCAGAGCUAGUUCCUAGUAGUAUAUGUAUAUCUGACCUCUUCAAUUACUCACAUCUCUACGCUGCCGAGGAUAUAAUGGACGCAAUCGUCUACAUUGUUCGCCAUCAUAUAUCUCAAAUAUCUUAGAAUUUGUCAAAGACUUUACACAGCGUAGAAUUUGCAGAAAUGAGAUUGAAGUCUGCGUUUGCCAAAGAGGCUUAUAAGGGCCGAAGACUUCUUUGGCACGCUGCAAAAGUUGUUGGCAUCGCCAACGAAUACCUAGUUUCAGCGCCAAGUGAGAUUAUUCGCGUCUUUAUGGCUUACACCUUUAUCAUGGCCUACUCUACAUAUGGGUCACGUAUUACAAGUACCACUGGUGACAAAUUACCACUUCGGUUGGACCUUCCCUGCCAUGAGGAUACAGCUCGAAGGUGCUCUGUUGUGGAUAGGAUUAGCACUGGAGGGCCGGCAGGUUUGGGGUCCAUUGAGAAUGUGUAUAGCGAUAGGUGUGUUUCUGCUUUGAGUCGUGACGCACAGAUUAUAAUGCAGCGAUUAGGAUGUUGGGUCAUGGAUGAGAAAUUUAGCAAAAUACUGCGUAUUUUUGAGAGCAAAGAGCUCUAAAGAGAAUGUAUAUUGCACAAAUUAUAUAGCUCUCUUUAG
Messenger RNA from Trichoderma asperellum CBS 433.97, 651 nucleotides. The record is from RefSeq and is a predicted model, not a curated record. Lineage: Eukaryota; Fungi; Ascomycota; Sordariomycetes; Hypocreales; Hypocreaceae.